Messenger RNA from Lasiosphaeria miniovina, 1990 nucleotides. Its product is annotated as pyridoxal phosphate-dependent transferase. The transcript has 7 exons. Gene Ontology annotation, biological process: molybdopterin cofactor metabolic process. Gene Ontology annotation, molecular function: molybdenum cofactor sulfurtransferase activity. Lineage: Eukaryota; Fungi; Ascomycota; Sordariomycetes; Sordariales; Lasiosphaeriaceae. The record is from RefSeq and is a predicted model, not a curated record. Bases 36 to 1820 code for a protein of 594 amino acids.
UCAAGAGGCUCUUGAAACGACGCUCUCUCGCAACCAUGAACUAUGGCAUACGGACCCGAGGCCCGCCUCCAUACAGUAAGCCUAUCGAGGCCAUCCGCCAGGAUGAGUACCCCCACAUGAACAGUGGAACCUACCUUGAUCACAGCGGCACCACGAUAUAUGCCCGGUCGACCGUGGAGCGGUUUUCCAACAAGAUGCUCUCGAAUCUCUAUGGCAACCCCCACUCGGCCAAUGAGCCGGCCAAGAUCUCGGGGAACAUGGUUGACGAGGUACGGAAGAAGGCCCUUAGAUUCCUCGGCGCUGACCCACGCCACUUCGAUCUCAUCUUCGUGGCCAACGCAACCGCCGCCAUCAAGCUGGUUGCCGACUCCUUCCAAGACUUGGCCGAGCAGACGCGGUCGGGCUCGUUCUGGUACGGCUACCACCGAGACGCCCACACCAGCCUCGUCGGCGUGCGCGAGCUUACUAACGGCCACCAUCGAUGCUUCACGAGCGAUGGCGAGGUCGAGGCCUGGCUGGACCAGAACAGCAGCACGGCCGGCGGCUCAGAUCUCGGCGGUGGAGCGGCCGGCAGGCGAGGUGGCCGGCACCCCGGUGCGAGCACCGGCCUCGGCCUAUUUGCGUAUCCGGGUCAGUCCAACCUCACGGGCCGCCGGCUGCCGCUCGCGUGGGUGCGCAAGCUGUGUGAGGCGCGGAGCCUGCAGAACACAUACAGCCUACUCGACGCCGCGGCCCUGGCCAUGACCAGCUCCGUGGCGCACGUCUUUGCUGACCCGGGCGCGGCGCCCGACUUUACAUGCGUCUCCUUCUACAAGAUCUUCGGUUUCCCGGACCUUGGCGGGCUCGUCGUCCGCAAAGACUCGGGCCACAUCCUCGCGCUGCGCAAAUAUUUUGGUGGCGGCACCGUAUCCCUGGUCAGCACAAUAGACAGCGCGUGGCACAUGUCCAAGGCCAGCAGCAGCCAUGCACUGCACAACGGGCUCGAAGACGGCACGCUGCCGUUCCACAGUAUCCUCGCCCUCGGCGAGGCCAUCGACGUCCACUGUGAGCUGUACGGCUCCAUGGAAAACAUCUCGCGCCACACAUCGCUCCUCGCCCAGCGCCUGUACCGCGGCAUCCAGGGCCUGCGCUACGCUGCCACUGGCCAGCCGCUGUGCAAGGUUUACAGCGGCGGCGACACAGAGGGAGAGGAAGACGAGGAGGGAGGCGAGAUGCGCUACGACGACACCACGAGGCAGGGCGCCACCGUGGCGUUCAACCUGUUCCGCGAAGAUGGGACGUACGAGUCGUACGCCGAGGUAGAGAGGCUCGCCAACGAGCGCGGCAUCUAUGUCCGCUCGGGAGGAGUCUGCAACCCCGGAGGCGUCUACAGUGCUCUGCAGUACGAGCCGUGGCAGCUGAAUCGGGCGAGAUCUGCGGGCCAUCAUUGCGGAACCAACGGCCUGAGCGUCAUCAACGAGCUGCCUACGGGCGUCGUCCGCGCAAGCCUCGGCGCCAUGAGCACGACCCAAGAUGUUGACGCCUUCCUGGCCUUUCUACGCGAGACGUUUCUCGACAAGUCAGGCCACCGCCGCCAGAAUAGCCGUCACCACCACUCCCAGAAGCGCGACGACAGCUUCCUAGAGGUGGACUCGCUCGCUGAGUCGAAUCGCAUGCUGGCUGCCCAGAACCAGAACCAGCAGCAGCAGCAGCAGCAUCAGCAUCAGCAGCAGCAUCAGCAGCAGCAGCAGCAGCAGCAUCAGCAUCAGCAGCAGCAUCAGCAGCAGCAGCAGCAGCAGCAUCCCACCGCCCGACAGGCUGUGGCGGCUUCGGCGGCUUGAAGGGACGCUGUUGUUUGUUAUGAGUUGAGUGGAUGGACAGGAGGCUGGUGAAUACAUAAUAAGGUGAUAUAUACGAAUGCCCAUGGAAGGCUUGUUUUGUGCGUUUAGGAGGCUGCGUUGGAUGUAAUAGGCUGCUCCCAACGCCACAUGACUGCUGUUUAGUAUUGUGC